UGUUUUUAUCUGCUACAAUAACAACAUGUGUUUAAAUUCAACAUCAACCUGAAUGGUUUAUUACAAUGAACAUCAAAAUUCUGUUUCAUUUUCAGCCUUCAAUUUGAUUUUAUUGCUCUCCAAUCAUGUUAAUUUCAAUUAUUCGAUCUCAACUCUGCAUUGAGUCUUGUAUUCAUAAAUCUUAUCGUACAGAUAUUAAGAAAUUUAUUUACACUGGUCAAAGGUAUCUUCAUCAGAAAUCUCCUCUAGAUAAUGAUCGUUCUAUAGAAAGGACAAGACCCGAGAAUCAAACAUAUUCAUCUCAGUGGAAAGGCUUUUGGUACCCUUCAACAGCAAAGUUAUACAAAUUUGACAACAUAAAGCCUGAUGAAUGGACCUUAGUUUAUCGUCUCAAAUGGUCAACUAAACUACUAUACUCUAUUGUAUAUAUGCAAUUCGCUUUAUUAACUAGUCUAAUUGUGGUUUUACACAAGGUUUUUAUCAAGAAAGAAAAAAUACACAAAGCUCCGGUUGAAGAUGAAGAUUAUUUUCGUAUUAUUUUGGUUGGUAUUAGCUUAAUGAUUUGUGGACUUGCAUUUUUAAUCAUUAGAUCAUUUUCAAAAGUUGUUUUACGAGGAUAUUAUUCACAAAAAUAUCAAAGAUUCUUGUUUAUUCGACCAACUUUAAUGCAACCCUGGCAGAUACGAAAAGUUAUCUGUGCUCCUGGUCUAUUAGAGCCUAUCCCUGAAUCAAGCUCAAUGCUUAUUGAACCAAAUUUCAAGAUCAAAGAUACCAAAAUUUUAUUGUUCGAGAAUAAUUUUUUUUAUCCUACUUAUUUCAAUGUUUUGAGUGGUUUCACAGGCUCUCAUUCCAUUGAAAAUAUUCGUUUCGACCCGGAUUCAUUAUUUUGGCAAUCUAUGAAGAAGUCUUCCAGAGAUUGAACUACUUUAAGCUUUUUUGGAAAAUUUCAUAUUGUAAAUUUAAUAGAAAUAACUUAAUUAUAAAUGCAAUGUUUUACAAUGUCAAAAGCCAAGUUAUAUUGAUAUUUAAUAAAUACAAUAUGGUUAAGCAAAAUAACCAUUAAUAUGGCAAAGA
This is a messenger RNA of Tetranychus urticae (two-spotted spider mite), 1074 nucleotides long. RefSeq lists its product as uncharacterized. The record is from RefSeq and is a predicted model, not a curated record. NCBI's taxonomy places the organism in Eukaryota, Metazoa, Arthropoda, Arachnida, Trombidiformes, Tetranychidae.